ACAGAAUCUGGGGUAAAGAAUUGAAGAACGUGUCCCUCUCCGCCGUGCAGUGGUCGCCGGAUGGAAAAUUGCUUCUGUUCGGUUUGAAAAACGAAUACCUCCCUGUAUCAGACUAUAGUGGCGCUACAGUGGUAUGACGGUAGAAACGGCUACGUCGCCAUGGACUGUCCUACUCUAGCUAUUUGCUAUCGCAACGGUAGGAUAGUACUGAUGCGGGACACCAGCGAUGACAAUCCGAUUAUGUUGGAGACCGGGAUGACUACCUCGUGGUGCAAUUGGAAUAGCUGCGGCUCUCUUCUGGCUAUAACGGGCAUGAUGCCAUUGCUCAGUAACGGCGAAACGAAGGACAUGAACGUCAUACAGUUUUACACGCCGUUCGGCGAGCACAUGAGGACUCUGAAGAUACCAGGACGGGAGGUGACGUGUUGCACCUGGGAGAAAGGCUCCCUCCGUGUCGCCCUGUCCGUCGACUCCCACAUAUACUUCGCGAACAUCCGUCUGGACUACAAGUGGACGUACUUCAGCAACACGGUCGUCUUCACGAACGAGAAGAUCGGCAAGGACGGCACCUGCGUGACAUUCUGGAACACGAGCAGCAACACAUGUUGCACCAAGUACGUGAGAUCCCUGAUAUCGAUGGCCUCGCACGGGGAGCACUGUGUGCUCUCCGUGAGAAACGAUCCCGCUCAGGCCACCGAGCAGUUCGCCCUGCUCGUCUGCAACACCAUCGCCACGCCGAUAGACUCCAAGUUCCUGGAUCUGGAGCCGUUGUACCUCACCAUGACCUCCAACAUGGUCGUGGCCGCGUCGAAGAACAACUUCCUGGUGUGGAACUUCCGCUCGCCCCGUAACUCGACGCUGCAUCCGAGCAGGAUGCGCAAGUAUAAGAUCUACCACGUGGACGAGACGCCGACCGGCGUGACCGAGGUCAUCCAGGAUUUGGACAAGGACGGCUCGUACGAGACUCCCAUCAACACGAAGGUCACCAUGGAUCCGAUCUGCUGCGUCUACGCCACCGAGAAGAUCCUUCUGGUUGGCCGAGACUCGGGGAUGAUUCAGCGAUAUUCCCUGCCACAGAUAACGCUCGUGAAUCGAUACAAUACCGCGUGCAGACUGCACAGACUCGCCAUUAAUUGCGACUCCACGCGCGUCUCUAUCCUGGACGCCAACGGUAUACUCACUAUGCUGGACCUGGAUUCGCAAAAGCCCGACUCGCGAGACGGAGACACGAGCGAGGAUAUAUCGAAAUUCGAGAGGAAGGACGUAUGGGCUAUGUGCUGGGCGCGGGAUAAUCCCUCGCUUCUUGCGAUUAUGGAGAAAACCAGGAUGUAUGUUCUGAGAGGGCUGGACCCUGAGGAGCCGAUAGCCUGCUCCGGAUACAUUUGUUCGUUCCAAGAUCUGGAGAUACGCUGCGUUCUACUGGACGAUCUCAUGCUGAAGGCCGACGACACGCGAAAGGACUUGAUCGUCGACUUGGAAGUGAAAUCUCUGCGAGACACGAGGGAGUUGCUGGCGAAAGUUGGUCUGCGGGAGGCCAACAAUUUUAUCCAGGACAAUCCGCACCCGCGUCUCUGGCGUCUACUGGCCGAGUCGGCGUUGACGAAGCUGGACUUGGAAACGGCGGAGAACGCCAUGGUGCGCUGCACGGAUUACCUGGGCAUACAGUUUAUCAAACGUCUGCAGAACGUGCACAACGAUCAGCUGAAGAAGGCCGAGGUCGCGGCGUUUCUCGGCAACUACGACGAGGCCGAGAAACUUUAUCUGGACAUGGACAGGCGGGAUCUGGCGGUCGCGCUGCGCCAGAAGCUGGGCGAUUAUUUUCGAGUUGUGCAAUUGAUGAAGAUGGGCAUCGGCGGUUCGGACAAACAAAUGGAGCACGCGUACAACAAGAUCGGCGAUCACUUCGCCGAGAGGCAGAACUGGGAAAGCGCAAAGGAGUACUACGAGAAAGGCAGAAAUUUGGAGAGACUCAUCCAGUGCUAUUACAAGCUGGAAGAUUUCGUUCAGCUGGCGGCAACCGUGGAUCAGCUACCGGACAAGAGUCCCAUCUUGAAGACUGUGGCGAGGAUGCUGGCUUCGGUGGGAAUGUGCCCGCAGGCGGUGGCAGCUUAUAUCAAAUACGGCGACGUGAAGCUGGCCGUAGAUACGUGCGUGCGUCUGAAUCACUGGGACCAGGCCGUCGAACUGGCGAAGACGUACAAGAUGGCACAGAUCGGCGAGCUGCUGAACAAAUACGCCAAUCAUCUGUUGUCGAACGGCAAGCGUCUGCAGGCGAUCGAACUGUAUAAGAAGGCUAACUACAAUUUGGAAGCGGCUAAAUUAUUGCUGCAUCUCGCCGAGGAGCAAGCCAGAUCCAAGUCGCAUCCCCUGCGUGUGAAGAAGAUAUACGUCCUCGCGGCCUUACUGAUCGAGGACCACAUCAACAGCGUGCCGGCAAUAAAAGGGGGACGCAGCAACGUUGUCAUGGGUCUUACCGAGAGCAACGAGGACACCAAGAUCAUAGAAAACGCCUGGCGGGGCGCUGAGGCGUAUCACUUCCUUCUGCUCGCACAUAGACAGUUAUACGACGGCAAUUUCGACGCCGCGAUGAAGACCGCUCUGCGAUUGAAAGACUACGAAGAUAUACUGGAGGUAGAGGACAUCCACUGUCUACUGGCGCUAUCCAGCGCCGUUAAUCACGCGUUCGCCACGUGCUCGAAGGCCUUCAUAAAAUUGGAAGGACUCGAGACGAUCACGGAGACGAAGAAGGAGGAAUAUGAGGAGCUUGCGGUGGAUAUCUUCACGAAAUACACGCCGAAGGACUCCCGCAACAACAAGGCGGAAUGCGUCAACUGCGAGACCCUGGUGCCCGACUGGUGCAUCUCGUGCCCGAAUUGCUCGACCAGAUUCCCGGCUUGCGUCGUCUCGGGCAAGCCUCUGAUGGACCUCAGCAUCGCGUGGAUCUGCACCGUUUGCCGGCAUCACGUUGCAACGGAACGCGACGUUGUUAACAUAAACGCCUGCCCGUUGUGUCACAGCACUAUCACGUAUAUGUAGGUCGAAUCAUUUAUAGCAAUCCGUUGAAUUUUUAACGGGCCAAAAUUUUACGAUAAAUAGCAAGCUUUUAUAUUUUGAUAAUUGUGCAAAGGAAAAUAUUUCAGUUUUAUUUCACGAUUUCGAAAAAUGUGAAAUCAACAUUAAAACUGUUGAUUUCACUUGUCAAUUACACUUGUUGGUUUCCAUUAACAAUAUAUGAGUGAAUUAAUUAUGGGAGAUAAUUUGAAAUGAAUUAAACAAUGGACAAAGAUCCGUUAUUCUCGUGCCUUAACAUCGAAUAAUUAAUACUGAAUCUCUAACAAGAAUUAUCGAGCCCAAGGCAAAUAAGCGUGCGAUCGAGUUUUUCCUUUGUGCACAUUGAUAUAUUUUUUACAAACUUGUGAGUAAAUAGGAUUGUCCAUUCACUUUUAAUGAUGAGUACUCGUUUUAUUUUCAUUUUAUAUUUCUGUUUGAUGAUAUAUCAGUAUUAAAUGGCAAUAGAAUUUUAUUGAAAUGAAACAACAUACAAACUGAUAGAAAGCUCAAUAUACCAUUAAAGCAAAUAUUUCUCGGCCGAAUGGCAAAGUGCAAUUUAACGAGAAUCCGAUUUCAACUGUUUGCCAUCGCAAAUGCAUUACCGACAUUGUGGCUAAGCGCACCUGCUAUUCCAUCCAAAACGUAAUGAGUCUUUAACGAGUGGGAUUUCUCGUUAAUUUUGUCGUGUCUUCAAAGUUUAUGCAAAUGCGGUUACUAUUUGCCGUAGUUUUGAUAUACUUGCAAUUAUGCAAUUAACGGUUUUUAUUUUAGGCCUGAUAAUAGAUCUCUCGCUAUCACGUAUGAAAAUAUCUAUUUUUGUUAACGUACAACAAUAUUUUGAACUUGUUAAUUAUAAAUUUAUAUGAAAAUAAUUAUGAAUUAUAUAUUUAUGUGAAGAUAAAGAAAAGAGAUACAAUUAUGACGCAGAUAUUAGAUAUCGAAGUAGAAAUUUGAUGAUCUCUGAUUUCUUGCAAAAUAUAUUUAGCAAAUAUA
Molecule: messenger RNA, 4044 nt
Organism: Wasmannia auropunctata (little fire ant)
Lineage: Eukaryota; Metazoa; Arthropoda; Insecta; Hymenoptera; Formicidae
Gene: Oseg4
Product: WD repeat-containing protein 35
Exons: 2
Coding region: 160-3036 (958 amino acids)
Biological process (GO): intraciliary retrograde transport; protein localization to cilium; non-motile cilium assembly
Cellular component (GO): non-motile cilium; intraciliary transport particle A
Molecular function (GO): protein binding
Source: RefSeq, a predicted model, not a curated record